CACAUAUCAAAAUAUGGCUAUGCAGGUAACUGAUUAUGGUGUGGCACAACCGCAAGGUACAGAAAAUGAGCUGACGCCUCUGAUAAGAGGACUGGAUUAUUUCUGGGAUGCCACAAACCUGGGGAUACUAAUUCUGGAACAUAUAUGUGUACUAGCUGCUCCAUUCUAUUUUACUUGGAGUGCAUUUUGGGUUUUUGUGAUAUUGAGUAUCCUAACAGGACCCAUAGGGGUUAGUCUUAGUUACCAUAGAAACCUUUCACACAAAAGUUUGAAGCUCACAAAAUCACUUGAAUAUUUGUUUGCUUAUUUCGGACUUCAUGCAGCACAGGGAGACCCUAUAUUUUGGGUAAGCAUUCAUCGGUAUCACCAUCAGUUUGUAGAUUCCGUUAAAGACCCACACAGCCCGGUUGAAGGAUUCUGGUUUAGCCACAUAAUUUGGACUUUUCGAAACACCUAUAUAUGGGAAAAGUGUGGAAAUCGUAACAAUGUAAUGGAUUUACAAAAGCAAGCUUACUACAGGUUUCUUCAGAAGACAAUGUCGCUUCAUAUAGUUGGACUAGGACUGUUGUUGUACAUUGCAGGAGGAUUGCCCCACCUUAUUUAUGGAAUGGGUGUUAGAAUGGCAUAUGUACACCAUUCCUUUUUCUUCAUCAAUUCAGUAUGCCAUAUAUGGGGUAAAAGGCCGUACAACUCCAAAGAUUUAUCCAAGAACAAUUGGGUGGUGAACCUAAUCAACUUAAGUGGAGAAGGUUGGCACAACAAUCAUCACGCCUUUGAGUUCUCCGCUCGGGUAGGGCUCGAAUGGUGGCAGCUCGACCUUCCUUGGUACAUUAUAAAGCUACUAGAGAGCCUUGGGUUAGCAACAGACGUCAAAGUCCCUUCCGAGAUUCAGAAACUAAAAAUUACUACCAGAUGUAUUUUAAUAAAUGACUUGGUUUGGCUUUUCAACCUCUAGCAAAAGAAGGAAGAGCUCAGGGGACCAAGACUCACUCACCAUCGUGUAUUUCCUAUUCUGUGUUUAAUAAUAAGCUUAAUCCAUGCGUUUAUUCAUAACCCAA
Molecule: messenger RNA, 1058 nt
Organism: Papaver somniferum (opium poppy)
Lineage: Eukaryota; Viridiplantae; Streptophyta; Magnoliopsida; Ranunculales; Papaveraceae
Product: acyl-CoA 5-desaturase AL21-like
Exons: 5
Coding region: 14-955 (313 amino acids)
Biological process (GO): lipid metabolic process
Cellular component (GO): endoplasmic reticulum membrane
Molecular function (GO): oxidoreductase activity, acting on paired donors, with oxidation of a pair of donors resulting in the reduction of molecular oxygen to two molecules of water
Source: RefSeq, a predicted model, not a curated record